Molecule: messenger RNA, 819 nt
Organism: Colletotrichum lupini
Lineage: Eukaryota; Fungi; Ascomycota; Sordariomycetes; Glomerellales; Glomerellaceae
Exons: 2
Coding region: 1-819 (272 amino acids)
Source: RefSeq, a predicted model, not a curated record
AUGCCACGGGAUAGAUGGAACGUAUCGACAAGAACAAAUACAGCCUUGCAACCUUGGCGGGGCAAAAACGCCGUCACCUCCUGCGUUUCAGGGUCGCAGACUACGGAUACGCCGAACCAGGUCGCCGGCGUAUCGACAGCUCCCCCAGCCGCCAGUCUCAUUAGCCGCUACGAGUGCCUGGCAUGGACAGAUCUUGCAAAUCUGCGGCGCCUUCGCGCCCACCCGCUGUUAUUUCCGGAACACCUUACCACCUUAACCUACUGUGUAAUACGCCACAUGUCAAUCCAAAUUCCCAAGCAGACGGUGCGCCGCUCUCAACGGUUUCGGUGCGGCGGCUCGAGUUUGGUAGUGAUUGGCGUCGGGGGCGUCCGUCAUGAGACCUCCCCAUACCUCCACUUUGGGAUACCGCUUCGUUGCAUUGAUGACGUCCUCUGCGUGGCUGCGAUGGGCUUGGGCGCGUCGAUUUGGCUCCAUCAGAGCUUCCAAAUCACAGAGGGUUACAAGUCAGUGACAAUCUCCGCAAACCCCAUCUAUGGCGUAUGCGAAUAUCCCAUUUUCACAGCAGCAUACACAAGAGCGUUUCUUCUCGUGAAGACUACCCGUACUCUCUUCAGCCGUGUCGUUGAACUUGUUGCACGGGUUUCGUCUGAUCGCCGCGUCUUCUGGAAUUCUCAGCCUCCCCGGUCCCUGUCAAACGGGCCGAGACGAAGCGUCAUCUCUACUCAUUUUCCCCCUCGGGCCCCUCUCCCUUUCUCUGCGGGGACCGACACGAUGAACCGCUAUGGAAUUUUGACUUCUGACUCUGCUACGGUACGGUAG